Onychostoma macrolepis is the source of this 948-nucleotide messenger RNA. Its product is annotated as signaling lymphocytic activation molecule-like. The record is from RefSeq and is a predicted model, not a curated record. Bases 54 to 887 code for a protein of 277 amino acids. Lineage: Eukaryota; Metazoa; Chordata; Actinopteri; Cypriniformes; Cyprinidae. The transcript is spliced from 5 exons.
UUACUAAAGAGUAUCGUUCUCGACAGCCUGUUACCUUGAUGACUCAGAUUUAAAUGAGCAAAAUUCGUAACAUCAAUCUUCAGCACAAAACCAAAUUAAAAAAAAAGAAAAGAAAAAAUCAUAGAGGUUUGUGUGAGGAUCUUGUAAAUGGUAGGUGGGAUGAGUUAAAGAUUGUGAUGAAGGGAAAAGUUGUCACUCUGCAAACAGGAGCUACUGGCCUACAGAGAGAUGCUGAAGUAAUGUGGCUGUUUGAAAGUGGAGACCAAACUACCCGUAUAGCACAGCUGUAUAAAGGAACAGUUUUCACUCAUUAUGAACCGAGACUCGUCAACAGACUAAAGCUGGACCUAGAAACUGGAUCACUGACUAUCUGGAACAUCAGCACCAGUGAAUCUGGACUCUAUGAAGUCACCAUCAGUGGAUUCAUGCCAAUGAGGACCUUCAAAGUUAAUGUUUAUGAGCCUGUUUCUGUACCUGCCAUCGGUACUGGCUCAUCGGUGGCUCACCCAAAUCAAGAACUCUGCUCUGUGCUCUGCUCUGUAAAAAAGGAACAAGGUGUGUCCAUCUCGUGGUAUAAAGGGGGUGAAAUAGUGAACCAGACCAGCAGUCCAGAUCUCAGCAUGAACCUGAGUUUACCAUUAGAGCUCCAUUAUACUGAUUCAGAAACCUACAGCUGCACAGCUGCAAAUCCAGUGAGCGAUAAGACCGUUCAUCUUCACAUCAAAGAGAUCUGCCCACAACAUGAAGAUUGUCCGGAGCAUUGCGGUGUUACUGAGGUUCUGAUUCGAUUGGUUCUGUCCGGUCUGGUGGUAAUUGGCACUGUUGUCUUUCUGGUUGAGCACAUGAUGUUGUGCUCCACUGAAGGAAGAGCUCCGUCAGUGUGUUAAAGACACUGCCUUGAUAGGUUCUGUAAGGUUAUAGGCAACACCAAAUAAAAUGACAAAAUUA